Penicillium waksmanii is the source of this 534-nucleotide messenger RNA. RefSeq lists its product as uncharacterized. The transcript is spliced from 3 exons. The record is from RefSeq and is a predicted model, not a curated record. NCBI's taxonomy places the organism in Eukaryota, Fungi, Ascomycota, Eurotiomycetes, Eurotiales, Aspergillaceae. The coding region runs from base 1 to 534 and encodes 177 amino acids.
AUGGGCAAGAACAAGAACAAGAAGAACAAGGGCAAUGCUGGCCCCAACAGCAGCAGCAGCAGCAACAACAGCAACAACAACCAGGCACUUGGUGGCUCUGGUGCCCGCGCUGGUCUUGGUCAACACGGCGGCCUUGACCAGCACCUUGGAGGACUCGGUUCAGUCUUUCAAGGUGGGUCUCUGAGCAUCGGUGGGAGUGUCCACACCAUCAUCUUCCCCAACGCCGGUGUGCCCAACCGUGUUCAGAAGCCCGCGGGAGGCAGAUCUAAGGCUAAGGCCCGUCGUGAUCGGAAGAAGAGAACCGAAGAACGCUAUGCCGAAGCUGCCCGCUUGGCGCUCACAGCGCCAAGUGCUCCAUCCACCAGUGCCUCGGUGCCGUCAAACACCGUCCCCGCGCUCGCCUCCGCGCCCGUGCCUGUGCCCGUGCCUGUGCCCGCGCCGGUUUCUGCGCCUGUUUCCGGCUCCUGCUCCUCCUCCGUGCCCGGUUUCCGUGUGCCGCCCCCCGUGAGUUACUACCUAUCCUUGAUAUCAUGA